AACGAAAUGUUUGAAAACAAGGAAUCUGAUAAAUUCAGUUAUUUAUUUACUAAGCUUCCAAGUUAAAGUCUCUUCCAAAAAUAUCGAUUGAAACUGGAGAAAUGGAUUCCACUACGAGGAUAGAGCAAGCAAGUGAAGCUGAACGCAUCCGGUGUUGGAUUUGUUCGGCAAAGUUUUUCGAUAGUGAGCAACAGUAUCAAGAUCAUACCGAGAAAAUCCAUCAAGGAUUCCGUUAUCGAUGCGAGGAAUGUCCAAACGAAAUACUCUUUCGAGAGAUCACCGACGCCCGAAAUCAUGUGGACGAGCUACAUGACCUCAACCUGCAAGAAUGCCCCUCCUGCCAAAACACCUUCAACGAGUUCAACCUGCGGAAGCAUUUGAGAGAAGCUCAUGGUGAGACUCGACAGUACAAAUGUGCUCUUUGUGAAAAUCGCAAAACGUUCGAUGAUCGCGACACCUACGAGCAACAUAUUCAGGAUCAACACCAAGGCCACCGCGUGAAGUGUCCCAUCUGCCAUCGGAUGCUGAAGAGCAAACUGAAGCCCCACCUGGACUACAUCCACUCGGAAGGAACGGCAAAGUGUUACAUCUGCAACAAGCAGUACAGCAACAAGUACAAACUGAUGCGGCACCUAAAGUGCCACAUGGAUCCCAAGGUGCCGGGAGCGCAAGUGCGCUGCGAACGAUGCGAUGAAACAUUCGAAAGUGUGGCCAAACUGAACUACCACAAGGCGAAGCAUCAAACGAAGGUGUUCCAGUGCGAUAAAUGUUCCAAGAUGUUCUACCGACAAGAAGCUCUGGAACAGCAUCAAAAAGUGCACGAGGCGAAGCGAGAUGAUCUAAGAUAUACUAGAACAGAUCAGAGCCAACUAGAUUAUCCUUCGUUGUAUCGAAAGCAAAUGAAGGGGGAAAAGCUUGGUGAAGUUAUCGAACAAAUCAAUUAAACUGAUUAGAAGGACAUCGAUUGCAAGGAUUGAAAUCUACAGUGUUUCAAUAAGAUCGCAGCAAGCUGUGGGCGCGGGCGACUGCAUUUUGAAUUUUCUGUCACGUUUAUUUCGGUUUCUCAAAUUUUUGAUUCAGCUGGUGAAAAAUAUAUUCGGCUGAAGGUGUCAUUCCGAUUGUAAAUAUUCUUUGUAAAGUGAUAAAAGUGUUUUAUUUUUGAGAAAAUAAAUUCAUAGAUGGCUUGUGUUA
Molecule: messenger RNA, 1191 nt
Organism: Aedes aegypti (yellow fever mosquito)
Lineage: Eukaryota; Metazoa; Arthropoda; Insecta; Diptera; Culicidae
Product: zinc finger protein 58
Exons: 4
Coding region: 102-944 (280 amino acids)
Biological process (GO): regulation of transcription by RNA polymerase II
Cellular component (GO): nucleus
Molecular function (GO): RNA polymerase II transcription regulatory region sequence-specific DNA binding; DNA-binding transcription factor activity, RNA polymerase II-specific
Source: RefSeq, a predicted model, not a curated record